UGCGAAAAGAAAAUAAUUUAUUGAAAAACUAUUUGAAACUCAUUGAAGACAAUGAGGCGGUUAUGGAGACCACGAGUUGUGGUCAACAAUACUCACGAAGAAUAGUAGACAUGAAAGACACGUAUCGACGGAUGUGUUGGAAGUGUUUCACGCGAUUCAGAGACGAAACCAUUGGUUUGCGGCAAACAUUUCCUGUAAUGAGUGAUAUCGACGAAGACGUGAACUUCUUGUGUUGCCUUCCCGUGGAUUCGUUCGCCAGGUUUACCACCGAUGAUGAGUCUGUGAUCACACUAUCGUUACUUAAGUCAUUAAAACAAUUAAAACGUUUACAACAAUCGGAGUUCUUUCGGAGAAUUGUCUGUAUUUUUAUCACUAUUUGUGUCGACAAAGAGAUCGUAAAAAACAAAUCACAAGAGGUUUACAAUCAAAGAGUUUUCAGUGAAAUCACGCCAUUGUUUGAUGAGUUGAUCCGAGUAUCGGAACAAACAUAUAGUGAACUCUUAUCUGUCUAUAAGUGCGCGAAGUCUUUGUGGACGUCAUCCGAGGUUUCGCUCAUUAAAUGUCGUGAUUUGAGACAAACCGUUGAAUCCAUUGAAACCAAAAUGCUUAGAAUUGAAGAGCUCAAGAAAUCAAAACAGAAAUUAUUUAAUGAAAUGGAAGUGAAAAGCGAAGAAUCGGUGAAACCAUUGAUGACAUUAUCAACGGCUGAAGACUAUGUGGUUAGGGAUCAGGUGUUUGAGGCGUUUGUUACUCAGGAAUGCCAUGAAAUUGAUGUCGAAGUGAAUGCCGAAGAGGAACAGCUCUGGGAAUUCGCGCGCAAAGUAACUCAAGACUCGACUAAUCUGUUCCGCGAACUCAAAGUCGCCCUCAAAUCCAAAGCCGUUGAACACGAGUUAAGGGAAGCGAAGGCUUUGGGAAUUGAACUACCGGUGAACCCAAUGAAUGACAAUAUAAAUAAAGAGGAAGAUGUGGUGACAGCAGCUGAAGACCCAAUAAGUGAUGACAAUACGAGUCAAACACUUCCCAAACAGAGUUUUUAUGAACAAAACAUAGUUUCAACUGAAUUGUCGACCGAAAGUGAUCGGACUUUGAGUCCACAUAAGUGUCGGCCAGAAGGGAAUGCAUUCUCGUUGUCCUCUUUUGAGUCAAACAUCGCUUCAUUUGCCGCACAAAAGGCCAAACAUUUUGGUUUAAGUGAAGGCACCGAAUGUUUUGGCGACGACUCGGACUCCGAUUCCGAGGGCUAAGUCCUGGCCAUCAAAUCGCGUGCUUUAAUACCAAUGUAUUGCUUGCUAUUAAUAAUGAAUGCCUUUUGUCU
Messenger RNA from Medioppia subpectinata, 1318 nucleotides. The record is from the annotation of a GenBank genome assembly. Lineage: Eukaryota; Metazoa; Arthropoda; Arachnida; Sarcoptiformes; Oppiidae.